Haemorhous mexicanus (house finch) is the source of this 990-nucleotide messenger RNA. RefSeq names its product apoptotic chromatin condensation inducer in the nucleus-like. The transcript is spliced from 3 exons. The annotation marks the transcript as partial. The record is from RefSeq and is a predicted model, not a curated record. NCBI's taxonomy places the organism in Eukaryota, Metazoa, Chordata, Aves, Passeriformes, Fringillidae.
AUUUUUCGGGAUUUUUUUGGGGCAAUUUGGAGCAAUUUCGGGACUUUCCCGGGACCUCAAGGUGGAUUUGGGAUUUUUGGGCGGAAUUCUGUCGAUUUUGGGCUCAGCCUGGGGUCAAAGUUCACCCAAAGGUCAAAGGUCAAACCUCUCCCCCCUCCCCCUUUCAGCUCGACUUCCACCGCGGCCUCUUGGCCCCGCCCCCCUUCCGGAAGCCCCUCCCCCUUACAGCCCCGCCCCUCGCCGCCCUUCCCCCCUUCCUCCUCUUCCUCCUGCGGCCCCGCCCAAGGGGGCGUGUCCCCGCCCGGCCACGCCCCCCCGCGGGGGGCGGAGCCUUGGCAGUGGGCGGAGCGCGAGCGCGAGCGCUCCCGGCGGGAACGGGCGCGGGAACAGCGCGAGUGGGACCGGGGGAAAAGCCCCGCCCCCAACGCCGGGACACGCCCACCGGGGGGCGGGGCCGCGCCGGGACAUGCCCCCGAGAGGGGAGGAGCGGCAGGACACGCCCGCAAGGGGGCGGGGACAAGGAGAAAGGGCGGGGCCAGAGGGAGGCCAGGCCGGAGAGGAAAGAGAAGCCCCCGGAGGAGCCCCCGGCCAAGCUAUUGGACGAUCUCUUCCGGAAAACCAAAGCGGCGCCGUGCAUCUAUUGGCUGCCGCUGACCGACUCCCAGCUGCUGCAGAAGCAGGCGGAGCGGGCGGCGCGGGCGCGGGAGCGCGAGCGGCGCCGGAAGGAGCAGGAGGAGGAGGAGCUUCGGCAGCGCCAGGGGGGCGGGGCCAGCGCGGCGGCGGGGGGCGGGGCCAGCGCGGCGGCGGGGGGCGGGGCUUCCUCCGCUACAGGCUCCGCCCACUCGCGGUCGUCAGGAGGGGGCGUGGCCGGGCAGAGGGCGCCCCCUGGCGGCUCGAGGAAGAGGCGGAGCCGCAGCCGCAGCCCCCGGCGGCGCUGAUUGGUGGAAAUUGGCGGGAAAGGCCCCGAAAUUGGCGCCGGGGAGGGGGAGG